UGGUAGUACCCGUACAUUUAGAUUGCGUUAAAUAAUAAUCAAGCAAUUCAUAAAACUUUUUGUUGAUUAGUGCGGUGCCGGCAUUCGAUCAAACAACGAUCACGUACGGUACGCGACAAUUGUGAAAGUUUCGCGUUACUUAUUACAUACAAUACAAAAUCGGACUGCUCGUGGUACCGUCGUGAUUAUUAUUUACAUUUGGCCGUUAAAGGUGUUUUGUAUUGUAGUGGUUCUUAUUUAUCACAAAUACAGUUUUGAUGCAGUUUUAAUUUGGUUAUUGCAACAGAAAAAUGCUUGAAGAUUUAUCAUUCUAACGCCUUAAUAUUCUCAACAAGUUUAAAAAUGGUGUCAAGCAACUCGACCAGAUCAAAUACUCUCCAAGUAGUUAUCGUCACAAGUCUCGAGCCCACAAUGGCACAAUAAAAUUACUCAAACAAAAACACCAUCAACGUUCUAAUUUAAUAAACAAAUUGCACUAGUCGACCAAUCUUUCAAUUAAGCUUUUAAAAAAAAAAUGUCUUCGGUACAUGCCCAACAGCAGCAGCCCCCCGCGUCAGUCAAUCUGCAGUUUAACGCGAAUAGUAAGUCGGCCAAGAUGUCGGAUGAUAGGACGUCAUCAGGGAACGGUCGGGUACCCAAACGGACUUUAAAUUUGAAAAGUGAGGUGGAAACGGUGCCGGAGGAGGAGGAUUCUUGCGGGGAGGGAAGCUGUGAAACUCAAGAUGAUGACGAUGAACGUCUAGAAAUGAAGCCUUUGCGCAGCUCAGAUCCGACCUCAGUACAAAAUUCAGUAUUACCACUAAAACAAAAACUCUUGGAUCGAACAGAAUCUGGCAACAAUCACGUGGAAAAAUCUAGGGACUCUAGUCCAACUGGCUCAACCAAAAAAAUACACAAAAAUAGACAGUUUCUAGUUGAUUAUAGCCAAGCCGUUCCUAGCACCAGCACUAGCCCCAAUGCCGGAAUGGUUUCUAGUAUAAGUAGCCCUAAUUUUAGGAGAGAUCCUAGCAUAAGGUCUUUAAAAAAUUACCAUCAUGGCUUGAGUGAUUUGCAUGGUGUUCAGAAUAUUAAGCCUCCUAGUAGCGUAGAUUCCGGUUAUGGAUUAAGUACCAGUGCAAAACCGUUCUCUGAUGGUGGAUCUGUCAGGUCAUGGGCGUCGGUUGGUAUGGGAUCUACUGAUGGCAAGAAAAUGAUCGUUAGAAGGGUGCCUACAUCCCCUGUGGAGCUAUUUAAUAUAGUUAAUCCUCCUACGCCUCCAGAAGAAUAUGUGUAUGAUGACGAAUCUGAUGAUGGAACUGGUGAUGAAGAGGACAGCAUAUACAUUAAACCAAGAAGGCAACACUGGUCCAAUAAACUCCAAUUUGUCCUUGCUUGCAUUGGAUACAGUGUUGGAUUAGGAUCAAUAUGGAGGUUUCCGUAUUUAUGCUAUAAAAGUGGAGGAGCUGUAUUUUUAAUACCAUACGCCAUAAUAAUGGUGUUUAUAGGAGGUCCCAUGUUAUACAUGGAACUGGCUGUAGGUCAAUUCACUGGUAGGGGUCCCAUAGGAGCCUUAGGGCAUUUAUGUCCGUUAUUUAAAGGUACUGGCUUAAGUAGCGUAGUGAUAUCGUUUUUAAUGUCAACGUAUUACAGUGUGAUAAUAGCAUAUGGUGUAUAUUACUUUUUCACUUCGUUUCGAACAAAGCAGCCGUGGAAUGAUUGCUCGCAUAGAUGGAACAGUCAGUAUUGUUGGGAGCCCUCUAAAUAUGCCCAAAAUUUAACGAAGCCGCUAUUUACCAUUAGCCCAGCGGAAGAAUUUUAUGACCGAAAAGUUCUACAAAUCAGUAAAGGCAUCGAGGAAUUCACGGUAUUAAGAUGGGAACUGGUUGCCUGCCUAAUAUGUGCCUGGGUACUCAUAUACUUCGGAAUCUGGAAAAGCAUAAAGUCUUCAGCGAAAGUCCGAUAUUUCACAGCCACUUUCCCCUUCCUUAUAAUCAUCAUCUUGCUGAUCAAAUCUCUAACUUUAGAGGGUGCAGAUAAAGGCAUGAGAUACUUCUUCAAGCCUAAGUUUGAAUUACUUUUGGAUGCCAAGGUCUGGGUGAACGCAGCGAGUCAAACCUUUAACUCCAUGGGCUGCGCCUUUGGUUCAAUGAUCUCAUUCGCAAGUUACAACAAGUACAACAACAAUAUUUUGCACGAUACCAUAGCGGUAUGGGUGGUUAAUGGGGUUACCAGCUUGAUGGUGGGCAUCUUUGCUUUUGCUACUAUCGGAAAUAUUGCUACCGAGCAAGGAACUUCAAUUGAGGAUGUUAUUGAUGACGGCCCCGGUUUAAUUUUCGUCGUAUAUCCCCAAACAAUGGCCAAAAUGCCAACUUCCCAACUCUGGGCCGUCUUGUUCUUCUUCAUGCUCAUCUGCCUGGCACUGAACAGCCAAUUUGCCAUCGUUGAAGUGGUUGUAACAUCCAUACAAGAUGGUUUCCCCGGAUGGAUCAAGAAGCAUUUGAUGUGUCAUGAAGUCUUGGUGCUGAUAAUUUGCGUUAUAUCAUUUUUAUGCGGGAUUCCAAAUGUUACGCAGGGUGGUAUAUACUUCUUCCAACUAAUAGACCAUUACGCAGCCUCAAUAUCGAUCAUGUAUCUCGCAUUUUUUGAAGUCAUAGCAAUAACGUGGUUCUAUGGAGCAUUUAGGCUGUGCAAAAACGUCAAAACCAUGACCGGAAGACACCCUGGUUGGUUUAUUAAAAUUUGUUGGAUGGUAAUUACACCGUUAAUGAUAUUUGCCCUUUGGGUAUUUUUAAUCAUCGACUACGAACCUCCUACAUAUAAUAAUGGGGCCUAUCAUUAUCCUCGAUGGGCAAUUGCAAUUGGUUGGCUCAUUUGCUCAUUGUCUAUCAUCUGUAUUCCUGCUUACAUGAUAGUGGUAUUCGUUAGAGCGCCAGGAUCGACAUUUGUUGAGAAAUUAAAAAAUUCUAUAAAAUCUGACUUAAUUGACAAGUGCCCAAAAUGCAGUGAGACUGACUGUGAUUGUUUGAUAAUGGAGGAAGAAACUGGCCCUAUGCUGGUGAUGCAGGCCCAUCCCGACAUUAGAAAAGAUUUGAAUAUGCAGACUGGACCAAUGCCAGCUUACUCUCCGACAACAAUAACUGCCAGCAAAUACAUCAUAGGCGACGCACCUAUUGGAUUAAGUCAAAGACCACAAGAUCAGAUAACAAAUAGAUCAGAUAAUAAUACGGAUAAUCUGAGUCAGUACGAUAAUGUGAACGAGAGGUCAGGAAAUCAUGUGGGAUCAAAUAAUGGAAAUAAAUAGGCGUAGUUAGUUUACUGCCAAUUAAACUUGUUUGACUUUGGCGUGAUGAUUUGUCCACAUUCCAGUGUUAUCGCGGUAAUCCCUUGAUAUUUUAGAUAGAUUACUGUAUAAAUAUUAUGAUGGGCACGUAAGCCUUCCUGUAAAUUUUCCUCGUAGUUUUUAAGUAAUAAAGUACUGCGUCAUAUAAUUUACAUAAUGGCAAUGAAAGUUGGGUGAUAAAUUUCAAUAUUUUAUAAGAUCUAAAUUUUUAAUAUUAAGGUAAUUAAAUAUAGCUUGUAAAAUUAAAGAGCUUUAAACAGUAACAA
Messenger RNA from Anthonomus grandis grandis, 3585 nucleotides. RefSeq names its product sodium- and chloride-dependent GABA transporter ine-like. Gene Ontology annotation, cellular component: membrane. The record is from RefSeq and is a predicted model, not a curated record. The transcript is spliced from 15 exons. Gene Ontology annotation, biological process: sodium ion transmembrane transport. Lineage: Eukaryota; Metazoa; Arthropoda; Insecta; Coleoptera; Curculionidae. The coding region runs from base 515 to 3280 and encodes 921 amino acids.